Messenger RNA from Puccinia graminis f. sp. tritici CRL 75-36-700-3, 2602 nucleotides. RefSeq lists its product as uncharacterized. Bases 237 to 2243 code for a protein of 668 amino acids. The transcript is spliced from 11 exons. The record is from RefSeq and is a predicted model, not a curated record. Gene Ontology annotation, biological process: carbohydrate metabolic process. Lineage: Eukaryota; Fungi; Basidiomycota; Pucciniomycetes; Pucciniales; Pucciniaceae. Gene Ontology annotation, molecular function: hydrolase activity, hydrolyzing O-glycosyl compounds.
CCCACCUCGACCAUCACUUACAAAAAAUUGAAGAUCCCGUAAGGCUCUGAUAUACAACAUAUACCAGUGGGGGGUGCACACAAGCGCUCGUCAGCACUGAUCUGAACCAUCCGCCCACCUCCUCAAGGCCCUUCUCACAUCUUUCCCCAAGCGACGCAAACAGCCCCUACAACAAAAUCUUUCGUUAUCCACAUUUUUAAGGAAAUUUCCUGUCCUCGGGCUGCACCUCUACCACGAUGUAUCUGAACCCCAAAAUGGGUUCCCUCUCAAUCCUUUUAUAUGGCUUGAUACUUUCUUUUCAUGUUUCUUCGAAUGUAGCUGCAGUUUCGGAUUGCCCAGAAGCGACACCUUAUCAACUCAAGACCCCACCGCUUACAACUGAUUGGACGGCGAAAGUAGGCAAAUCGCCAUGGCCCGAAUAUCCUCGCCCAUUACUCAGGAGGCAGAAUUGGAUGAACCUUAACGGUCCAUGGCAAUUUAAACCGGCCAAGGACUCUCAAGAAAUCCAAAAUCCACCCUUCGGGGGAUGCGGGUUUGCCAGUGAAAUCCUGGUACCUUUCCCGAUGGAAAGUGGGCUGAGCGGGAUCAUGGAAAAUAGCAUCUACAGCUGGUAUCGUAAAACGUUUGUCGUUCCCAAAGGCUGGUCGGGUAAUAAUGUUUUGGUGAAUUUUGGAGCAGUGGAUUAUGAAGCCACGGUAUUUGUCAAUGGAAAGACUGUCGGAUUCCACAGAGGAGGAUAUUUCAAAUUUACUUUGGAUUUGACUGGCGCGCUCAAGGGGCCGGGUGAAGAAAACGAACUGCUGGUGUUUGUCUAUGACCCAACUAAUUCGAAAGACACAUUGAUCCCUGUCGGCAAGCAAGUUUUGAAGCCUGACCACAUAUUUUAUACGCCUAGCAGUGGGAUUUGGCAAACAGUAUUUCUUGAACCAGUGCCCAAGGAACACAUUCUGGACAUUCAGACCACCGCUCAUGCGGAUGGAAGUGUAAAAAUAAAGGUUUCCACCUCCAACAACGCUUCCAACUCAGAAUUGAAGAUCACUUUAUACAGUCCAAUCAUUUCUUCUGCGGAUUCGCCGCUUUAUCCAAACUCUCUGAGCAGCCCUCUGCAGCAGCAUCAAGGAACAGCCAACACGCUCGUCACUUUCACCGUGCCUUCUCCUCAGCUUUGGUCCCCCACAAACCCAAACCUUUAUCACUUCAAAGUAGAGUUAGGAGAAGAUACCGUUCAAAGUUAUUUAGGCUUCCGGACGAUAGAGAAAAAAAAAGAUGGCAAUGGAAUCGUGCGGCCUUUCCUAAACGGAGAAUUCGUCUUUCAACUGGGCACGCUGGAUCAGGGGUUUUGGCCCGAUGGUCUCCACACCGCUCCAACAUUUGAAGCCAUGACCUACGACCUGAAGGUUCUCAAGCGUUUAGGGUUCAACAUGGUUAGAAAGCAUAUAAAAAUUGAGCCCGAUCUCUACUACUAUGCCUGUGACCGAAUGGGCAUGUUGGUUUGGCAAGAUAUGCCCGCGAUGAACCCCAAUUUGCCAUGGCCAACACCAGAUCAGCAAACCGAGUUCGUCCGGCAACUGAAGUUGAUGAUCACAACCCAUUCAAGUUUUCCAUCAAUAGUCACUUGGGUACUUUACAAUGAAGGAUGGGGACAACUUAGGUCGUCUGAAAUCGAAUUGACGCCAAUGGUCAAAGAUUUGGAUCCCACUCGUCCAGUCCUCUCUGUUUCAGGUUGGAGAGACUCUGGCGCAGGAGACUUUCAUGACAACCACCACUAUCCAUACCCACAGUGCGGCACACCCUUCUAUUCUCUGCCAUCGACACCCUACGAUCCAGCCAGGAUAGGUGUCCAGGGAGAAUUUGGCGGAAUCGGGCACAUCCCAGGCCGUCAAAAUCUGUGGAACGUGCAAAGUCAGAUCGAUACCUUGAAUCAAACCUACGAAAUUGCAUCCAGUAUCGAGAUUUGGAACUACAGAGCCACGCGCCUUGUGGAGGACCUGAGAGAUCAAGCGCAAUUGUUCAGUUGCAGUGGUGGCGUAUACACACAAACCACUGACGUAGAGGGAGAAACCAAUGGAUUGCUCACUUACGACCGCAGGAUUCUGCGACCGGAUCUUGAAAAAUGGCAGAAAAUCACCGCAGAAAUCCAUGCUGCCCCGCAGAAAGCCGCGCCUUUGGGAAACCAAAAACAUAGCCAGUCGAAUUCUCAAUUACCCUUGCCAGCUAGUCAUGAAUUCAGGACUCGGGAAUAGAUCAGAGGUUUCGGUUGUGAAGAUCAGAUAGCACGACACAUCAAGACUAAUACCGCUGCAACAACAUCUUCAUCCUUAUUAAUACCAUCACUCAAAAAUAAACGAUGCUCGUGGACAACCGAUUGAUUACUGAAUACCCAAAUGUACGCUCAUUAAGUGUCUCAAGGAUUUCUCUUUGGGCUUGUUUGACUUGUCAGAGACGAUUCUAAAACUGUUACUUGAAUGAAAUAAAGCAAAAAGUGAAGUGAUAAUUUAAAAAAAAAUGAAAACAAACAGGUGUUUAUCUAAGAACUGUUGUUGCAGAUGCAGGUGCUCCGUCAUGAGAAAUGUUGAUUGGUAUAGACUGGACAUGGUUAUUC